Messenger RNA from Diatraea saccharalis (sugarcane borer), 2322 nucleotides. The record is from the annotation of a GenBank genome assembly. NCBI's taxonomy places the organism in Eukaryota, Metazoa, Arthropoda, Insecta, Lepidoptera, Crambidae.
AUGAGUAAUAGAUCUCGAAAAAUUAUUGAUUUAGUUACUAAAAAAUAUGACCAUUGUAAAAGUGGACAAGAAAAUAUUCUAGAAAUUAGUGAUGUUGUCCAGAAUGCAACGGAAAGAGAUUCACCUUUACCUCCAGGUGCAAAUUUCACCCAAGAACAGUUAUCAAUUCUGGAUGACAUUGAUAUUAUGGAAGACACAGAUACCUUAUUUCAAGAUCUGCCAUCAAACUCUUCUAUUUUUCCGAGUGAUGCUGCUGAAUUUUCACCAGUUUCUAACAAUGAAAACUGUACUGAAGUAAGAAUUAUGCAAGCUACUUAUUUAACAUCACCAAGUUGUGAAAAAAGACACGAUGAUACUCCAAUACCAUCACCUUACGCUGAUUUUUAUCCUAUACAUUUGUGCGAUGAUACCCUGUCUAUUGAAAGUCCUAUAUCGACAUCGACACCUACUAUUAAUGAUAACGACACAGAUUCUUCAAUGACAACUCCAACUUGUCGAAGCCACAAACGCAUUUCGGCCACUAAAAAAGACAAAGGAAGACAGAGAGAACGCUUUUCAAAGGAGUGGAAAGAUGAGAUAAGAAAAAGGAACGUUAACAGAGGUUUACAAUAUAUCAGCAGAAAUGGAAAAGUGCAUAAUAAAAAACAGCCAAAACCUUCAUGUCCAACCACAUGCAGAAAGAAGUGCAAUGAAAAAAUAUCAGAAAGUAAAAGAGCAAAGAUAUUUAGCAUGUUUUGGGACAUUGGCGAUCAUUCCAGACAGUGGGAUUUUUUGACAAAAUAUGCAACUAAGAAUGGAAAGAAGAGAUUAACAACAGACCAUGAAAAUACAAAAAGAUUGAGUACAAUAUCUUAUACUUUACCUAUUUAUGAAGCCGACAACGUGACUAUCAACAAAAUUCCUGUCUGUAAAACCAUGUUCUUAAAUACUCUAUCAAUAAGUUUCAAUUUCCUAUAUACAGCUUUACGUAAACAUGAAAAGGGGCAUGGCGUGGUUGAGUCCGAUAAGAGAGGAAAGCAUGGUCAACACAUAAAAAAACUUACCGAAGAUAUGAAAAAAAGUGUACUUGACCAUGUUGGAAGUUUCCCACUUGUGGAAUCUCAUUACACACGUAAAGAAUCAACUAAAAUGUAUCUUGACGGAUCUUUAUCAUUCCCUAAAAUGUACUCGUUGUAUGAAGAAUGGUUUGAUUCAACUAAGUACACAGAUAAGGUGACUAGCGUGCGGCAAUAUCGUGACAUUAUCAACAAAAAUUUAAAUAUUAGUUUCCACAAACCAAAAAAAGAUACCUGUGAAGAAUGUCACAUAUUUGAAAAUAACAAAGAAAAGACAGAAAAGGAUAUAGAAAAACAGACAAAGCAUCUAACAUUAAAAGAUUUAGCCAGAAAAUUAAAAACAGAAGACAAAGACUCAGCACAGCAGAACCCUGAAAUACUUACAGCAGCCUAUGAUCUCCAAAAGUGCUUGAAUGUACCCCAUGGAAAUGUUAGCACAUUUUAUUAUAAACGAAAGCUUACCGUUUAUAAUUUUACUAUUUUCGAUAUAGGAUCUCGUCAGGGUUAUUGCUUUUCCUGGCACCAACAGACAGCUAAAAGAGGAGCAAAUGAAAUUGCUAGCUGUGUUUAUCAAUUUAUCGAAAACACAGUCAAAGAAGGCAAAAAAGAUUACCGAUUCUGGUCUGAUAACUGCGGUGGUCAAAACAGGAACAGGAUCGUUUUUCUGAUGUACAUGAUGGCAUGUUAUAAAUAUAAAAUACAGAUAAGUCAUCGUUUUUUGAUUGUUGGCCACACGCAAAAUGAAGGUGACAGUAUGCACGCCUUAAUUGAGAGACAAAGCAAGGACAAGAUACUUUAUAUACCUGCCCAGUGGUAUAUGGCGUUUCAAUUCGCAAAAACUGAUGAUAAACCUUACAAAGUAACGGAAGUGUCCCAAGAUAUUGUAAUGGACUUCAAAGAUAUGCUCAAAAAGCUCAGCAAUUGGACGUUUGCAAGCGAUGGAUCGAAGGUACAAUGGAAUAAAGUUACCGAAGUUUUGGUUAAACCAGAAAAUCCGUACAAGAUAUUUUUCAAGACAAGUUUUAUGGAAGAGUCAUAUAGCUGGAUCGAUUGCAGCAAUAAACCAAAAACAACACGCAACAAAAAAACUCCUGAUAUUGAAGUUCAUGAUCUACAGCCAGCUUAUAACCGGCCGAUACCGAUUGAUAAAAAUAAAUACAAAGAUUUGAUGGACAUGUGUAACAAACUAGUUAUUCCAAAAGAAUAUCAUUCGUUUUUUUCUAAUUUGAUUCAAACAGACAACAAUUAUAAUACUGAUUCAGAAUAA